AUGACGACACCGCGCGGCUUCGACCUUCCCACCGACAAGGUGCUUCGUCUGCGACGCUCCAUCUACGGACUCAAACAGGCUGGCCGAAUCUGGAAUCGACACAUCGACGCAUCGCUUCGAGAUCUCGGCUAUACGGCGACGGGCACCGACCACUGCGUGUACUCUCGGAUCGACGAUCGGCGACGCCCACACUACAUCGCGCUGUACGUCGACGACCUCCUGAUGAUCAGCCCCGACUUGGCCGAAAUUGAACGUGUCAUCUCGGGCCUCGAACAACGCUACGGCGUCAAGCGCCUCGGCCCGGCAGAGUACAUCCUCGGCAUCCAGAUCAGGCGACUCGAAGACGGUUCUAUUGCCCUGUCCCAGGAACGGUACAUCAUGGACGUGCUUGCUCGGUUCCACUUCGACACCACGACUCGCGGCACUACAGUCCCGAUGACCCCCGGCCUUUCGCUCACCGCCAUCCCGGGUCAAGGCACCGAACGGAUCAGGUCAUGGUAUCUGCAGGCUAUCGGCUCGCUCCUCUACAUUUCGCUCGGCACCCGCCCCGACAUCGCCUUCGCCGUGUCCUACCUGGCCCGCUUCGCCAACAACCCUGGACGUCGUCACUGGAUCGCGGUCAAGCACAUCCUCCGCUAUCUCCGGGCCACAUAUCGCGACGAACUGGUUUAUGCUUGCGGCGAGACACGCAUCACGGGCGUGGUUGGCUACUCCGACGCGAACUGGGGGGCCUGCGUCGAUACGUCGGUGUCUAUGAAGGAACAAUAUACCACUGCACCAAAAGGCGAGGCACCUCUACUUCAGUGA
Microbotryum saponariae is the source of this 807-nucleotide messenger RNA. NCBI's taxonomy places the organism in Eukaryota, Fungi, Basidiomycota, Microbotryomycetes, Microbotryales, Microbotryaceae. The record is from the annotation of a GenBank genome assembly.